Penicillium brevicompactum is the source of this 693-nucleotide messenger RNA. RefSeq names its product MARVEL domain-containing protein. The record is from RefSeq and is a predicted model, not a curated record. Lineage: Eukaryota; Fungi; Ascomycota; Eurotiomycetes; Eurotiales; Aspergillaceae. The transcript has a single exon. Bases 1 to 693 code for a protein of 230 amino acids.
AUGCCUAAACGACUCCCCACAAAGCUUGACCAAUACUGGCACAAAGGCGGAGUCUGUGGCCUUGUCCCCCGCGCCGCCCUCCGUACCCUCCAGUUCGUGUUCGCAAUCACCGUUGCCGGUCUAUACGGUGUCGAUCUCGCCCGAGCCACGAAAUCUAACACCGCGGCGCCCACAGAAUGGGUGUACGCUGAAAUCGUCGCUGCCUUGUCAGCUAUCACCUGUAUCAUACACUGCUUUGUGACUGUCAUCCACGUUGCAUGGUCGACUUGGGAUGGAGUUCUCUUUGUGCUCUGGCUCGCUCAGACGGGCGUCUUUGGAAACAUAUACACUUCUGGUGUGAAGACCAGUGAAUAUAGAACUGCCACAUCAUCACUCCCUCGCAUGCAGGCUGCUGUCUGGAUUGAUCUAGUCAAUAUGCUCAUGUGGUUCACAACGUUCAUUCUUGGUAUCGCUUGGUGUUGCCGCACCCGAAAGAUGACCCGUCGCAUCGAUCAACUUGAAACAACGGAAGGCACUGGGAUGACCAAUGAUGUUGAUGUGGAAAGUGCCUUAUCUGGUUAUAAGAAAGAGCUGGAGGAGUUGGAUGCAAAGCGUGCUGCUAUUGAAAGGUCCAUCAUUGAGAGCAAGGAGAAACCACUUGGAACUGGAGUGGAGAAGGACAGCAAGAUGGGCCAGGACACAAAGAUAGGAUAG